AUGUCUGGUGACCUGAAGGAUCUCAAGUCGCAGCAACAGCAGAUUCGGAGUACAUUCGAUGGUGUGAAGCAGUUCAUUCAGAAAUUCAAACGAGAGAAGCAUGAGUCUCAGAUAGAAACCAGGUUGGAGAUGUUGGAAGCUGCCAUGAAGAAACUAUAUUCCGUUCGACGCAAGAUGGACAUUCUGCUGGAAGAAGGGGAUGAGAGAGAUAGCGCUGACUCAAAAGAAGCUCCAGAGAGUCUUCAAGCUCGACUUACCAUGCUCGCUGAAAAGCGGGAUGCGGAAAGUGUUGCCAUCAUACAGGCAGCCGAAUUAAAAUCGGCAUUGCAACUUCUUGUAGCUAAACCGGUGGGAGAGACACUCAUUCAACAACCUCCCGCAUUAGCACCGGCUGUGCAAGGUGCCUCGUCGAAGGUGAAGCUGCUAGAAAUUAAACUGCCUACGUUUGGUGGCCGAAUUCGUGAGUGGGUCACGUUUCGGGAUAUGUUUCAGAGUCUCAUACAUCGCAACGAUCAGCUGACCGACAUAGAUAAAUUUACAUAUCUUCGCUCGUCUCUUGUGGGUGAAGCUCUUCAAGAAAUCGGAACAAUUGAGAUAUCAGCUGCGAAUUAUCAAAUUGCUUGGGAUCUCCUUCAGAAACGCUUCGAGAACAAAAAGCUUAUCGUUAAAGCCCAUUUAGAUGCUUUAUUUGCUGAGGAGCCGAUUAAAAGAGAGAGCUACGAUGCUCUGAGUCAUCUCAUUAGUGAGUACGAUCGAAACUUACAAAUGCUGAAUAAGAUUGGCGAAGAUACAUCGAACUGGGGUACGAUACUCGUAUAUAUGAUUUGCUGUCGGCUAGACUCAGCAACCUUACGACAUUGGGAGUCUCAUCAUAGUUCGAAGGAGGUUCCCACUUACGAUGAACUGAUCGAGUUUUUGCGAAACCAGUGUAGCGUCCUGCAAUCUAUUGCACCGACAAAAUCCCAAUUUGAGAUUAGACGAUCCGAACAUACGGUUAGCCACACUCAAACAUCAGUGCAAUCUAAUGGUCGUUGUCCAUUUUGUGGAGAUGGUAUGCACUCAGCAUUUAAAUGUCAACGGUUCCUGAAAUUGAAGGUUGCGGAACGGUACGAGAAGGUGAAGCGUUGCGGUUUAUGUUUAAAUUGUUUGUCUCCAUCGCACUUGGUUCGGUUCUGCACAAAGGGUUUCUGUAACCACUGCAAGUAG
Molecule: messenger RNA, 1206 nt
Organism: Wyeomyia smithii (pitcher-plant mosquito)
Lineage: Eukaryota; Metazoa; Arthropoda; Insecta; Diptera; Culicidae
Exons: 1
Coding region: 1-1206 (401 amino acids)
Source: RefSeq, a predicted model, not a curated record